Messenger RNA from Annulohypoxylon truncatum, 3780 nucleotides. Its product is annotated as ARM repeat-containing protein. Bases 350 to 3277 code for a protein of 975 amino acids. The transcript is spliced from 4 exons. Gene Ontology annotation, biological process: protein phosphorylation. NCBI's taxonomy places the organism in Eukaryota, Fungi, Ascomycota, Sordariomycetes, Xylariales, Hypoxylaceae. Gene Ontology annotation, molecular function: protein kinase activity; ATP binding. The record is from RefSeq and is a predicted model, not a curated record.
CCCUGAUUGUUAGACAAGAGCUUAAGCUUGGCGUUGAUUUCCGACGCGCUGAUACAAGAUAAAAUCGACUUCGAAAAGUUAACUUGUCCUCAUAAGUCAUAACACUUUGUACGCCAUUUACGAAGCGCAUCACUUGCGACUCCGGCAACAGGACCAAUCCAAUCGCGUGUCUUAGGUUCCCGUCGAGUCCAAUACCGACCAGCCCGAUCAUAACCCAAUUGCCUGACUGCGCCAUCAUCUAGGAGGAUUGGAUAAUAAGGAGGACGGAAUUGCAGACACAUGCUUCUUCCUACAUACUACACUGCGAUAUGAGGGUCGCUAGUCACCCUCUAAUACACCGUCGCCGAUCAUGUUCUCCUCGCUGAAGGGUUUCUCCUCCAACAUCAACUCCAACUAUUCCGUAUCGCAAACCGUAGCCUCCACAGCCGGUCCGUGGAAGAUAUACGAUGCCAAGAAGAAAUCAACAGGGAAGACGUACUCCGUCUUCGUUUUCGACAGGAAGUCGAUAGAGUCGCAUGGGGGCUCUCUCGGUCGAUCCGGCGCAGCUGCCUUUAAGCGCUCCAUAGAGGAAGUGACGGAGCGCUUGAAAAAGGAAGCAUCGUCUCUCGCUAAACUACGACAUCCGAACGUCCUAGAACUUGUUGAGCCCGUUGAAGACACUAGAGGAGGACUUCAAUUCGUUACCGAAUCAGUGACUACGUCACUAGCAAGCCUGUUACAAGAGAAAGAUGAUCAGGAGAGAUCUGGCGGAGUUGGGGGUCGGUCUAGUCGAUAUGUUACCGAGAGUCCGGAUGGUACGAGACGUAGGCGGGAGAUAGAGAUCGACGAACUAGAGAUACAAAAGGGUUUACUUCAAAUCAGUAAGGCCCUGGAGUUCCUGCAUGAAAAUGCCGGCCUCGUCCACGCAAAUCUCACCCCUGAUGCCAUAUUAAUCAACUCAAAAUCUGACUGGAAAGUUAGUGGGCUUGCAUUUUGUAGCCCGCCAGAGGGCUCAACAAAACCUACUUCGGUUCAGCCCAUCAGCCUCUCGGAAGUUCUUAACUUAGAUCCUCGACUACCUCGAUAUGUUCAGAUCAAUCUUGACUAUACUUCACCUGACUUCAUCCUUGACAAUAACCUCACCAGCUCCGCCGAUAUGUUUUCAUUGGGCCUUCUAUGUGUCGCGCUAUACAAUUCGCCUCAUCGAUCUCCCGUAGAAAGUAGUGGGAGCAUCUCUGCUUACAAGAGAAUAUUCACCUCAUCCUCAACUGUACCAAACUCCGGAAAUGGAUUCUUAUCUAAGAGACCGCUGCCGAGGGACCUUUCAGCGCAUGUCUUACCCCGGUUAAUUACGAGGCGCCCAGCUCAGCGUAUGACGGCGCGUGAGUUUCAGGAAAGCGAGUAUUUCGAUAACAUCUUGAUAUCGACAAUUCGAUUCCUUGAUGCUUUUCCGGCUAAAACGCCAAAUGAGAAGGCCCAAUUCAUGAGAGGCCUCAACAAAGUUCUACCAUCCUUCCCAAAGUCGGUCAUGGAGAAGAAAGUGCUCCCGGCGCUGCUUGAAGAGCUCAAAGACAAAGAUCUCCUGUCUCUUAUCCUCCAGAAUGUCUUCAAGAUUAUGGAUCUGCUACCAUCCUCGAGGCGAGCGUUUUCGGAGAAGAUACGGCCGAGACUCAAGGAGAUAUUUGUUGUCAAUGCCAAGCAAACGCAAGAGAAGGAUCCACCUAGGGAUGCUGGUUUGAUGGUCGUUUUAGAGAACGCCCGCCUAAUAGCCGAAAACUCUUCUGGUAAAGAAUUUAAAGAUGACGUGUUACCAAUUAUUUUAGCGGCGAUCGAGUCGCCAGCACCUUCACUUAUCGAUGCUUCUCUGCGAAGUUUACCAGUUAUCUUGCCGGUUCUAGACUUCAGUACUAUCAAGAAUGAGCUGUUCCCUAUCAUCGCUGCUGUCUUCAGCAAGACCAGCAGUCUGGCUAUCAAGGUCCGCGGCUGUAGAGCUUUCGUCAUUCUUUGCGGCGGUUCGAAUGAGUCCUCAUCAGCUGAUGAUGGACUUGACGGCCUUGGACCCGAUAAGAAAAAGAGGUCGUCGUCAAGUGCUCUAGACAAGUAUACGAUGCAAGAGAAGAUCAUUCCACUCAUUAAAGCUAUCAAAACCAAAGAACCUGCAGUUAUGAUGGCGGCACUAGAUGUACUGCGAGUAGUCGGAGAUAACGCAGAUGCAGAAUUCGUAGCCAUGGACAUCCUACCUAUCUUAUGGAAUAUGAGUUUGGGGCCUUUGCUAGACCUCAAGCAAUUUCAAUCUUUCAUGGAAUUGAUCAAGUCUCUUUCCAGGCGAGUUGAGGAGGAGCAGAUUAAGAAGUUACAAGAGCUCUCCACCGUGAACGGGGGAAGGGCGCCAACUCCUAAUGAUGACUUCUUAGGAUUCGGCGGUGUUUCUGGAACAACGUUCGAUGCAACGAACGGAGCCACAGAAGAUGAUUUUGAGCGACUAGUCAAGGGGAAGUCUGUCGGAACCUCUAGCGAUCCAAUGGACUCAGGAUGGAAUGCUGCUCCAGCGGCAGCAUCAGCAUCAGUAGGCACACCACCAGUUAAAUCCCCUCAAUUUUCUUGGUCCACGCCAAGUCCAAGCUCCAACGGACCUUAUGGCCCUCCCAAAUCUCAACCGCCCUUCCGGACGGUCACACCAGAUCUGGCUUCGUUUGGAACUUUGGCCCCUUCAUCUACUCAGUUUUCACAACCCCUACAACCUACCAUGGGCACCGCGGCGAAGCCCGUGUCGACGGCACCGCAAAGUUCUUCGGCAGUCAAUUGGUCUACUUCGGCCGCACCAACCAAUGCUUGGGGUUCGAGCUCGGCUACUCCCGUGUCGCCGGCAAUGUCGUCGUUCAGCAAUGUAAGCACAGGAAUGUCGAACCUGAGUCUCGGUCAAUCGAGACCUUCUAUGAACCAGUCUUCAUCGUUUUCUCUGCCCCCGCCGCCGUCUAAAACGAGUGCUACGCCGACCAGUUUCAGCUUGGCCCCGCCGCCCGGGGGCGCUCAGAGACAAAAUUCGACAUCGUCCUUCGGCCAGCCUACUAGUAGUUUUGGUGCCACGUCUCAUCAGCCCUCUGGGAGCAUGGGUAGCAUGAUGAACUCGGGGGUGGGAGGUGUGAAUAGGAGUAUGAACAGCAUGGGCAGUAUGAUGGGAAGCAUGAACACGAUGACACCGAGCCAACCGGUAUCCCAACCGCCGGCGCCGCAGCAACAACAGCAACAGCAACAGCCUCAAAGGUCGGGAUUAGAUAAGUACGAGAGCUUGCUGUGAAGGCAUCAAAAACGAACCGGCGAGUCGUCGGUAUUUAUCAAUGGGAACUCGUUACAUUUUGAUGUCAAAGUUGGUCAUCAUGAUCAUGUUUGUAGCAUUCAGAUUUGAAUGCCGACUCUUUCUUAGAACAUGUUUGGUUGUGCGGAUACCCGAGUAGUUGAUGUCUAGGAGAUAUCUGCAUUAGCCAGGGAGGGGUUUGGGGAGGUCCGGACUUUAAAAAAAUGAUUCUUUUAAGAAUCUGGUGUCAUCUACUGCAAUGCACGUAUCCUACUACUACUACUGCUACCCACUCCACUGGAAAGCCGAGGACGAAGAGUAAAAAGUGGUUUCCAUGAGAAACCCCACGGUAGUUUAAUACCCAGAUAGUUUGGUUAUAGCAUAUUAUCGGAAUAUGAAAGGUGUUCCCCCAAUCAUGGAAGCUGUUUGGCUAAUUAAUUGCAACGUAGAAGAAGUACGUGAAGUGUGCUUCUGUGCAAGACCCUAUGUGAUAUAGCUCGUCUCUU